Messenger RNA from Myodes glareolus (Bank vole), 4334 nucleotides. RefSeq names its product adenylate kinase 4 (gene Ak4). Lineage: Eukaryota; Metazoa; Chordata; Mammalia; Rodentia; Cricetidae. Gene Ontology annotation, biological process: nucleobase-containing compound metabolic process. Gene Ontology annotation, molecular function: ATP binding; AMP kinase activity. Gene Ontology annotation, cellular component: mitochondrion. The record is from RefSeq and is a predicted model, not a curated record.
GGUGGAGGUGUCCCCCCCCUUUCCCCCGCCCGCCUAAUUCAGGAGAUGGCCACUCUGGGGAUGCGACCGUCACCAGGAUGCGGUCGGGGUGGCCGGCAAAUCCCCGCGUGCGGAGGGUACCGAGGCAGGGGCUGUCGGGCCAAGUGCGUGGGCUGCCGUCCACGCCAUCCCCUCCCCUCCAAAGCCAUGGCUUCCAAACUCCUGCGCGCGGUCAUCCUCGGGCCGCCAGGCUCGGGUAAAGGCACCGUAUGCCAGAGGAUCGCCCAGAACUUUGGCCUCCAGCAUCUCUCCAGCGGCCACUUCUUGCGGGAGAACCUCAAGGCUAGCACGGAAGUUGGCGACACGGCAAAGCAGUACCUAGAAAAAGGUCUUUUGGUUCCAGAUCAUGUGAUCACACGUCUAAUGGUGUCAGAACUGGAGACCCGGAGCACCCAACACUGGCUGCUAGACGGAUUCCCGAGGACGUUAGUACAGGCAGAAGCCUUGGACAGAAUCUGUGAUGUGGACCUAGUGAUUAGUCUGAAUAUUCCUUUUGAGACACUUAAGGAUCGUCUGAGCCAAAGAUGGAUUCACCCUUCUAGCGGGAGAGUCUAUAACUUGGACUUCAACCCUCCUCAAGUGCUGGGAGUUGAUGACAUCACUGGUGAGCCACUUGUCCAACAAGAAGAUGAUAAACCCGAGGCAGUCGCUGCGAAACUACGACGGUACAAGGAUGCGGCAAAACCCGUCAUCGAACUGUACAAGAGCCGCGGAGUGCUCCACCAAUUCUCCGGGACGGAGACGAACAAAAUAUGGCCCUAUGUUUAUACCCUUUUCUCAAACAAGAUCACGCCGAUUCAGUCCAAAGAAGCAUACUGAGCCUGCCCUCGGAAGAACCCAGAAGACGUGGUCAUUCAUUCAGUCAUGCGUGUAGCCCUGGUGCCCUGGCCACAUUAGAAGCUAGCUGAGAUAGCUUGCGUCCGUUUCAGUGAAUGAAGUAAUGAGGAAACACCUAGUGGGUAGAAAGCAUCCACGAAGACACCCUCCUCCUGCCUUUGAAGAGAGAACACAGAGCUCUGCAGGGGCAACAGCGAGCCCAGGCUGGAUUUCCACCCGUGUUGAGCCCGUACUCCAGAUGGGUUGCAGCCAUGCGCUGCUGUCGUGAUCUGUUUGCACGCGAUGGUGGUGGAAUCUCUGGUUCGUGCCACCUUCCACAGGCUAGUGAACCACGGCGCUGUCAGCCUGAGAACUGUGGUCCUGGCUUGUCCUCCGCCGUACCCUCCUUGAUGAUAAUUGAAUUGAUGCUAAUUGCACUCAGCGACGGCUUCUCCACGGCGACUGCUCCACCCUCUGAUCUCAGACAUCCUAGUUUCUGCUGACUGUGUCCUCUCUCCUUUGCUCGCUCUCUUCAUAAGCUGUUCGGUAACAUGAUAGUCCCCGCCUUUAUCCCUCUAACCUCCUCUCUCUUCACACUGGGAACCAGGGGAACUGAGCCAGGCAGAGAGCUCACUUUGUGAAGCAGCUGCUCUGACUGUCUUGAACCCACUCUGUACCUUCUAUUGUUUAAAAACGAUUAAAAAUGAUUCCCUAAAGUUUUUGGGAAUUCUCAAAAAAAAAAACAAAACCAACAAGGGAAAUGUUCACUUAAGGAAAUGUGGGACGAUCGUCUCUUCUGCAUAGAAGUAGUAAUCACGUGGAAAUCACUGGACUAAUGAGAUGGUUUCGGCUUCUUUAUUCAAGGCAAGGUGAAUAUUGAAUGUGCUGCUAAUUAUAAUGCUGACAAUGUUUUUUGUCUGAGUGAUCCUGGCAGAUGGCAAGAAGUCAGUUAAGGGAGCAAGCCUGUGGGCUUGGAGCCUCUUGCACUAGGCAUCCAGUGCACCUGCACUGAGUAAGACGGCUUUGCCACUGUGGGAACGCAGAAUCUUCUCGUUUUCUUCCUGUUCCAAAGAUGCAGUCUAUAGGUGGCCAUGAAGUCCAGAAAUGAAGAUGCUAAUAUCUUGUCAAUCAUCAUGUCAAUAAAACAUUUGUUUGAAAGACUUCCCUGGUUUCCAGACUUGUUGGCCACCUUGUAUAAUUCUUACUCUUCUCUGGGAAGAGAGGCGACAUUUCUUCCUGCUGCCUUAAGGUGUCCUGCCCCCGCCUGUCCCCCAGGGAGUGUCCUUUCCUACUGGUGAUUUAGUGUGACAUCUCAUAGUCUGUGGGGGCAGGGUGUGGGUGGGCAUAGCACUUUAGUGGUGUUGACACAUUACAUUUGGAAGGUGUCUGUGGAUCCCCGGUCCAUUCACUGCGGUCUGUUCUGUGUACCGAUGAGUCUGUCUUCCUUACUGUGCUGCCUGGACUCUGUGGCUCCUCUCAGUGUCCUCCCCUGUGCAUGUUCUUCAGCUGUCUUGAUGGAAAUGCAGACCAGCAUCCCUCCGCAUGUUCUCGAGUGGAGACGCCUGGCUCGGGCCUGUGACCAUGUGGGCGCUGUCAAUGUUGAUGCUGACUACUUUUGGAAGCUUGCAUUUGGAUGUCAUUUGGUAGGGGUCAGGGGAGACAUAUAAAGUCCAAGGGAGGCAGGUCGGGCAUGGGAAACUACUUGCUGUCUAGAGGAGGAUCACCCUGAGAUUAGUUCCACAAACCAAGGGAAGUAGAAACUGAAAGGAAUUUGGGGUAACUCAGGAGGGGAGGAAAUAACUUCCAACUUAAUUUCUUCACCUCUUUUAAAGAUUGGGGUGUGACCAGGUCGCUGCCUGCACACUCUGUUCUUCCGUCUUUUUUCUGUUUGCAUUUCAAGCUCAGUAGUCUAUGGUAGCUAGCACUGGGACACUAGGGGCCAGGAGUGUCUGUCUGCUGGUGAGACCAGGAAGAGGCAAAAAUGUCUUUUCCAAGGUCUUUGCUGAUUUUCACGUUCAUUGGCCGAAAAAAGGACAUCUGGUUUUCUGUACCAGACUUGCCUGUUCUUUUUUUUUAAAUGACUUUGUCAAAAGAGCGUUAAUACUGAAAAUACCUUGACAGAGGUAGAAUGAAAGAAGCAUCUUGUCCUUCCCAUCCGUGCAUGCCUUUCCCUCAGAUGGAAGCCAAGAGUCUGGGUAGUUUCUGAGAUUCCAGACUGAUCUUAAUUCACAGGCUCCACCCAGCUCUUCAUUCAGUUUGCCUCCCACCCCCCUUUUGCUUAGAGCUUGGGAAACCCUGUGUGUCAGUUCCUCUAGUAUUAUGACAUAAAGGUGCUAUGAAAGAGGCCUUCUGAGUGGAUUGUGUACUCUCAGGGCCUCCAUAAGCAUCUUGGUGACUCUUCCCAUGAAGUAGACACAACCAAUCCUUCUGAUGAUCAAGGAGUCCAGGUUGGGAAGUCUUGCCCAGGCUCUUGAUACAAGUGAACAGUACAGCUUUGACCCACUCCCAGGUUUUCCUGCUUCAGAAACCACAGAUUUUUAUUGGAUGUUAGCUGUCUGUCUUGCCCUAAGCACCCCCCGCCCCCAGUUGUGCUUGUGGGUUCAGGAAGAGUGGCAGACAUCAUUGGAGUGGCUUAGGCAAAGGAACUUGCCAGAAGAGUCUUCUAAUUACAAGGCUGGGUUUGGACCCAGGCUGACUGGCCUCAAUUCAGGUAUCUGAAGCCAUGCAUCCCAUAUGAAGAAAACCUACCAUCUAUUAAAACCUGAAAGGGAUCCAUAAGUGCUAUUCCUAAUUGUUGUGGUGAACUGCAUAGUUCUUGGCAGAAUAAAUGUCAUCACCUGUGCCUGGGCACUCCAUGGUUUGGCCAUUCUGUAUGGAGUUGGGUGUGAAGGAGACAGGCUAUGCUAUUGGCCCAGAUAACAUCCAUGUAGACUGUAUCUCUAGUGACAGAAAGCUAUAGGGAACACAAGUCUUGCAAUAAAAGAUCCUUGUCUCGAACUUUGGAAAGGAUCAUUACCUCUCUGGGAUUAGAAGGGAAGAAAAUUUUGUCUUUGUGGAAACUGCAAGCGAUGUUCGGGCUCAAGGCUUUUCUACUUUUGUUAGAAUUUGUACUACUGAAUUCAUUGUUUCUGAGGUGGGCAGGUCUCUGGGGGAAUAUGUUGCUAUGAUGGCAUCUCACUGUGAUCUCCCGAAGUUCAAGGCAGUCUUCUAGCCCAGUGCCACCUGUCUUCCCUUCACUGGCCUGUGAAAAACGGCUUAAGUUUUCCAGGAGCUGACAGGCCUGUUUUUCUUUAGUGUGACUGUUGAUGUUCCUGAUUUUGGCAUAUAUGCUUAAUUCAAAGUAUCUGAAUGUGUUCUGUAUAUGCUAUCCUAACUAUUCAUUGUAUUAAUUGGUUUUUCUUUUUUGUUGUUAUCUUGCUUGAAGAUUGAUUUGUAUUCAAUUUGCUAGAAAUAAACGUUUUCCUGCUUGAUGCAAUCAA